CUUGGAGUGAUACCACACCAUUGUUAUUUUCUAGAAAAUUUUAAGAAUUCGUUUCUUAUGAAAAGCCGAGAUGAAGCUAGACCUCUUCCUCUUUGCUUGGUGUCAACUUGAAAUUUAUUUUUCAUAGCACUUAAGAAGUCGUUGGCAAGGACUCAUUCUACAACAUCAGAAACGGGACUAUUCUGUAAGGAAUAAUAAUGAAUCAAGGUGUCGGAUUUCUCUGUGUGCUGUUUUGUGUGAUCUCGAUGGCCAUAACCUCAUCACGUCAGCAUAAAAAUGAAAAUGUGACUCGAGGACAGCGCGACGACAGCAGUUUAUCCUUAGACUCUCCAGGUAUUCUGAAACUGCGAAACGAGUCUUCCCUGCUGAGAGUAAAGAAGGCGAUUGAUAAGUCCACCACGGGGUUCACUGACAGCGAAAAGAAAAUUAUCCUGGAUGCCCACAAUGCGGAGAGACGAAUUUCGGGUGCCAGUGAUAUGAUGAUUUUAAAAUGGGAUGACGCCCUUGAGAAGUUCGCCCAGGCGUGGGCAUCGAAAUGUAAUUUCGCUCACCAAAGUGAAGCCCAGAGAACGAACGUUGCAAAUUUCCCUGUGGUUGGCGAAAACCUCGCAGCAUCAACAGACGCAUCGGGAUAUCCUGCAGGGGCUGUGAGCCAGUGGAAUGGCGAGAAGGCGGAUUACAUCUACGACACCAACAGCUGCUCUAAAGUUUGCGGGCAUUACACGGCAGACGUCUGGGCCACGACGAGGUCCGUUGGUUGUGGGAUCAAGUACUGUGACCCCUUGCAAGGAGUCGCGUGGCCCGGGUAUUUCGUCGUCUGCAACUACGGCCCUGGCGGGAACUACGUCGGCCAGAAGCCGUACAAAAAGGGCGCAGCUUGCUCGGCGUGUCCAAGCGACGCCAAGUACUGCAUCGACGGCCUGUGCUCCACGACCCAGGGCUCCGGCUCGAGCGGUGAGAUGGUCAGCAUCAGAACCUACCUGUUAUGCGGUUAUAUGGCAAUCUUAGCUCUCAUUCGUCAAGCCAUUGUUUAAUUUAAGUAGGAUAGGUGAUGAGUGGCAUAUCUUUAAAGAGGCCCUAAAACAAUAUACAAGGUGUCUGUGAUUAAGUUUUGAACUUUAACAACUGUAGACCAUUUCCUGAGAACAUCUUUGUUCCUUUAGAACAAAUUUAGACAAUUACCUUAAAACAAAUUGAGACAAUAUCCUUAAGACAAAUUUAGACCACUUCCUUGGAACAACUUUAGACAAUUUCCUUGGAACAACCUAAGACAAAUUCUUUGGAACAAAUUUAGAACAUUCCUUGAAACAACUUUAGACCAUUUCCUUUAAAAAAUUUAGACCUUUGAGCUGCUGACCUAAAUAUGUUUUUAAUGAAUGUCUAGUCUAGACUUUUAUUGUAUUUAGUUGUCGAUACUUUCGAAAGUAAUGAGACUGAAAACGUGAUAAUUUAAUGAAAAGUUACAAUGAUUUCAUUGUUGGGAAAACUCUUAGUUAGAGAGAUGCAGGUACUUUAGUCACGACGGCACUCAAUGUUUGAUUAUGUCAACAAUCAACAUAAAGCAGUCC
Molecule: messenger RNA, 1568 nt
Organism: Lymnaea stagnalis (great pond snail)
Lineage: Eukaryota; Metazoa; Mollusca; Gastropoda; Lymnaeidae
Source: the annotation of a GenBank genome assembly